UUUUGGACGACGCACAUGCACGACGUAUUACCUGCGCCCGCGGCCCGCCUUGUUUGGUUCCUCCCCCCGCUAUAGUGGCCGUUAUUUGAGAGAUCGCUUCCCUCUGUUUGGACAGAUUUGGAACGGGGCGAUAAACCCAAUAGCCUACUAGAAUAUGGCCGCGAUGUAUGGCGAACUGCCCCAGCAUGAUAACGAUGACGACGACCGAAACAAUGGCCGAUCUCCUUCAUUUUCGCUCUCUCCCGCACGCUCGUCAUCACCUAUGCCUUUUCUCCCGACCGUUGAAUCGACAUUUACUCCCUUAUCGAUGGAUAGCGAUUUCUAUUCUAGCAUUGGAGGAGGAAAAGAUCGUGAUUUGGCCGAAAAUGAAUCCCAAAUAAUAAGAAGCCACAAAAAAACCAAUAGUAGCACGGCCACAAUGGGGUCCGGAGCAAGGGCCAGCGUCGGGAUUGGCCUCACCAACAUGGUCCAAUCAUUAUCGCCAGCACGAGCCACACGUAACGGUCGGAACGAAUACGGACUCGUGUCUCCUGAUACUGCUCCAUCUUCCCCUUCUUCGAGUUCGAACCCCGACAACGCUGGUUCAACCCCAGAUCCCAAUCUUGUCGCCGAGAGAAAUUCUGCAUCUAAAUAUGUUGGGACUGAUUCCCCAAACUCAAGAGCGACGAGUGGAACUUCGGGAGGAGACUCGCAGGUAAAAGAGAUAUCGUCCCUACAGCGUCAGCUGUACUCGCCGCAGCCCCUUAUCAUCAAGCCGAAACCUCUUGUUAGAACUGCUUCCACAAAAAGUGUUUCACUGCGUCAUCCCACCCCUGAUCUAAAUACCAGAUCCUCGUCUUAUGCAACUAAUAUUGCCCAAUUGGAGGCCACCGCUGAAAAGCUUUCGAUGACCUCGUCCAUUGAAGACGCCAUCCGAGAUCUGCACGAGGAACAAAAACGGAACGAUAGUCGACGGUCUUCCAUCUUGGCUGCGAGCAUCGGCUCAAUCCCCGAAAACAACGAACCAGUAUCCUUUCCGGUCACGAAACCAUUAUCCACUGCCAGUUCGAUUCUCGAAACUAAUAGUGCUGCACGCUACGGGGCUUACUCUCCAGCCGGCUUCAUGUCACCUAAUUCUUCCCUAUUAUCCAACCCGACGCGCUUAAGAUCGGGUUCCGGUACACUCGCGAGGCCUGACGUCGAAAUUGCUAGCACUGGCGCCAUGUCAAGGCACGGUCCGGGAAAAAGCUCCGUGCGGAGUGUCAGGUCCGCUUCCAAGCCAACCUUGACAGAUAUUGCCGAGAUGGAGCCCACAUCACUCACGCCAGCAGCCAUGGAUGCAGCGGACAAAUUGCCCGAGGAACCAGAAAUCGAUCAGACGUUACACAUACCACAUAUGGAGGAUGUUGACCUCACACCUAAUGCAGAACAAUACGGCAAAUCGGGUGGCUAUGAUUAUUGGGAUCAAGCUGUUGCUGAAACUCAAAAGGGUCAAGGGACUCAUGACGAAAACGACAGGCCGCCGACGGCCGCUGGAUCUACUGGUACUUUUGAACAGGCCGAGCAAGCUUUCGCGAAUUUCGAUGGUGCCCAUUGUCCAUCGGAUGUCGAUUUGGAGGAAUCGCUAUUUAUGCCUUCGUCUUCGAAUUGGCCGCCAGCAGAUGCUCCGUUCUUGCGGCCUUUCGACUUGGAACCUUCUAGGGAUGAAGAGGAGCCGGAUCGUUCGAGGCCUGUUAUAUCGGGUCCAAUCGGCCCACCAACUGUGAGACCAAAGUCAUACUUAGAUCCCGAGACUGGCGAGACGAUGCUCUAUUAUCCAGCUCGCGUUCCGUUAAUGCUCAAUUUGCCACAAAAGCUGUCCAAGAAACCGAAGGCUGAAGUACGGGAGACACGUAGAUCUCAGAUCCUGGAUAAGAUGGCUGGAGGAGACCGCAAAUCUGGUGCUACUUGGUUACCAGAGUAUCUUCCGGAGCCUGCGUUUGAACCAUUGGGACCCAAUUCCGACUCUUUCACUCCAGCACCUCCUACUGGUCCUGGUGCGGAAUCACAUAUACGGCCGGUUUCAAACGACCAGCGCGAACCCGAGGGCCAGCCUACCGCCGAGCCUGGAUUGACGGAUGAAGCACGCAAGUCUCGCAUAUCAGUUCUUAACCAAGACAAACGGAAGUCGAAAGUUCCUAACUUGGAUGGUUUACCGCCACAACUUCGCGCAAGCGCCUUUUUCGACUUGCCUUCUGAGGUGCCAACUAUUCAGCUUAAAGAUGGCUCCGCAAUGGCGACUCUCGAUAGUAUUCUAGACGCAUCAGCGAAGGCACCCGUAUCCGCUUUUACCGACCACGCUUUCGCUGGAUCUUUAGGGUCUGAGGUUUAUGGCGUCGAAAAGAAGCGCAAGUCGCAUAUGAAGCGCGCUAGUGCUACUGACUUACUAGAGCCUAAGAAACGCAGCUCCUUCUUACACCUUAGGAAGCCUAGCGCUCUAAGCCGGCAUUCCGAUUCCCGGGAGGAGCGGCGUAAUACUAUCGCCGGAGGUACGAAGGCGGGUAGCAUUCCAGGUAACGGACCAGAACAGGAUGAGGAAAGACAACGGUUGUCUGGCUCUAUUGACGGCCGAGCGGUACCCGAGCACGAAGGAGAAGAUGAAGAAAGCGAAGGGGAAGAGGCAGUCUAUAAUGGCCCGCCCACGACGUUAUUGGCUGAAUUGCAAAUUCGAAAACAACAACAAAAGCUCCGUACCCGACCAGUUGCUUCUGCUUAUCCGAAUGGUCUACACUCUACGCUCCUAGAGAUGGAUGCGGUCGCCCAAGUUGAGCACGACGCCCGCAAAGGCAAGAAGAUAAACCUUGCUUGGGAAGACCCCAAUGCGGGUCCUGUCGAUAAUUCGGAAGACGAAGAUACGCCGCUAGGUUUGCUCAUGGCUGCUAAGGGGCAAAACAACGAUAUGAUCGCCGCCAUUGCUGAAGUAAACCGACCGCCUGGUCUAAUGGAACGACGUGAUAUGGAAGACAAUGAACCGCUAAGCCGGCGCCGGGAUCGUCUCCAAGGAAGGGAGGUUGGCCCAAUGAAGCGGCAGAGCAUGAUGACACUUGGCCAGAACUUUCAAAAUAUGAACGGUAGCCUAAGGGCUCCAAGUCCGCAACUCCGUGUACAUACCCCUGAGGAAGAAGAGGUUGAAGGUGAAACCCUCGGGGAACGCAUGCGCCGCCUCAAGGCCCGCGAACAAAAUUCUUUACCUCAGGCUAGGCCAGUCAGCUCCGCAUUUUCAGCCGAGCUUCUUAGCCAGUUAGGCGACACAUUCAAAGAGGACGAAAGCGAAAGCAAGAGCCAAGGUAAACCAAAGGCCCCGGCCAAAGAAGAGGAAGAGACCUUGGGACAGCGUCGACGUCGGUUACAAGCAGAACGUGAAGCCCGCGAGCGCGCAAUGACUAGUAAUAUGCUUACUGGUGUAACGCCCGAAGUGGCCACAUCGAAACUCACGAAACGCCAUUCUCUAGCUGAUGUGCUUGGCGCGGGUGGAUCGAAAACUGUUCUAAGGGAUCCCAGGGCGGACGCGGCAAGAGCAAGGCAGGAGGAAGCAGCUCGCUACCAACAAGAUCAAGAUCGUAAGCUAGCGGCACUUCGCAGUCAGAUGCCUUCCAGUCUUAGUACACCGAAUUUAAACCUACCUGGAGGCUAUAUGGCCGGUCGAUUCAAUGAUGGUACUGGCGGGGGCGUCGGUCAUCCACGGACGACGACGGCUAUGAACGGAUAUGCUGGUCAGGGUACGGGAAUGAGUACUGCCAUGCUUAAUCAUGGACGAAUGAAUAGCGGAAUGAUGGGAAAUGCUUAUCCUACCGGACCAACUAUGGGAAGCCCGAUGCCUCCGUACGGCACACCAAAUGGAUACGGUACCCAAGCACCCGGUCAAAUGGACAGAGUAGAACGAUGGAGGCAGAGCGUUCUACCUUAAGGUCCCCCUUUU
This is a messenger RNA of Hypoxylon trugodes, 3937 nucleotides long. RefSeq lists its product as uncharacterized. The transcript has a single exon. Bases 155 to 3925 code for a protein of 1256 amino acids. Lineage: Eukaryota; Fungi; Ascomycota; Sordariomycetes; Xylariales; Hypoxylaceae. The record is from RefSeq and is a predicted model, not a curated record.